Anoplopoma fimbria (sablefish) is the source of this 1542-nucleotide messenger RNA. It is a transcript of the gene tekt3, whose product is annotated as tektin 3. Gene Ontology annotation, biological process: cilium assembly; cilium movement involved in cell motility. NCBI's taxonomy places the organism in Eukaryota, Metazoa, Chordata, Actinopteri, Perciformes, Anoplopomatidae. Gene Ontology annotation, cellular component: nucleus; sperm flagellum; microtubule cytoskeleton. The coding region runs from base 96 to 1529 and encodes 477 amino acids. The transcript is spliced from 8 exons. The record is from RefSeq and is a predicted model, not a curated record.
CAGUUCCAGGUAAGCACAGCUGAGAGGUAGCCGGCCUGCAUCGAGACUGUGAGCACACAUUUGUUCAUCUUGGAGCACCCUAAGGGGAGUCAAAAAUGGAGCUGAUUGGAUCUUCUCUAACAGCCACAUAUGCUCGGCCAAGAACCAGCCACUUCCUGCCGGCCAUCUCCACCAUGGCAUCCAGCUAUCGCAACACCCAGCAUGCGUUGGCCAUGAACCCAAGUGCCAACCUGUGGAGGACCAACAGCUAUUACAAAGGCAGCAGCACUGUCCCAGAUCUGGUUCGAGCCCAGACCAUGUUCUACCCAUCCAACAGGACAGCGAUGUCCAGCCGCUACACUCCCGACGACUGGUACAAGUCCAAUAUAAGCAACUACAGGGAGUCCGAGUCGUCCCGGAAAAGCGCAGAGAGACUUAGAAGAGACACCAUGAGGAUGAUGCAGGAUAAGGAGCAGCUCACCAGACUAACCCAGGAGAAAACCAACAAGAACAUUGGCGAGCGGCUUAAUGACAUUGUCUUCUGGAAGGCUGAGCUGAGCCACGAGAUUGACAACAUGGUGACAGAGAUAGCAGCACUCACAGAGGUUAAGAGGAGGCUGGAGAGAGCCUUGGCAGAGACUCAGGGGCCACUUCAGGUGUCUCAAGAGUGUUUGUACCACAGAGAGAAGCGGAUGUCCAUCGAUCUGGUACAUGACCACGUAGAGAAAGACCUCAUUAAGGAAGUGGAAGUCAUCAAGUCAUGUCAGGAAAGGAUGAGGCGACAUCUGGACAGAGCCAUCGCUCAGCUGGCGUCAAACCGUGCAGCCCAGCAUGAAUUGGAAAGAGACAUGAGCGACAAAGUGACGGCUCAGAGGAUAGAUGGCAGGUGUCACCAUCUGAGAAACACAUCCGACGGUAUCGGCUACUACAGAGGGAUUGAAAGACUUGACCCCUCGCUCUCUCUACCAGACUCGUGGUCCAAGUUCACAGACGACAACAUCCUGCUCUCCCAGAGCGAACGAGCUGCCUCCCAAAAGCUGAGGGACGAGAUAGAGAUCCUGCUGAGCACCACGUCCAACGAAAUGUGGAACCAGUUCAACAAUGCCAACGUGGCCUUCACAAACCGCAUAUCAGAAACCGCCGAUGCUAAGAACAGCCUGCAGACGCACCUGGCUAAGACUCUGCAGGAGAUCUUCCAGACAGAGAUGCUGAUUGAGUCUCUGAAGAAGGCCCUCAGAGACAAAGAGUGCCCGCUGAAAGUGGCCCAAACCAGGCUGGAGGAGAGGACCCGCAGGCCCAACGUAGAGCUCUGCAGGGACAACCCACACCACAGACUUGUGAGUGAGGUGAGGGAGAUCGAGGACACCAUUCAUAAACUCCAGGAGAGGCUGAUGGAGGCUGAGAACACUCUGCAGACUCUCGUCAAGACCAAAGUGACCCUGGAGCAUGACCUGUCCAUCAAGGCCAACUCACUCUUCCUGGACCAGGAAAAGUGCAUGAGCAUACGCAAGAGCUUUCCCAGCAUGCCCCGUCUGGUGGGCUACACCUAAAUCAAGUCUUCAA